UUGGGUGGAAGCUUUAGCGUGGGUGUAGAAACCCACGCCUACGGUGUGUGUGUGUGUGUGUGUGUGUUGUGUUUUCUUUCUUUCUUUGUGGUACCUAUAUGCGCGCUGUGCUUUCUGCGUGUUUGGAGCUAUGGCGCCGUGACGAGGAGGUUAAAGCGAUCGAUCGAUCCAGGCGAACGCAGCGAUCCAUUGAUCGGCGCAUUGGACCGCGGAUUGGAAUUCGUCGGCGCUAAUGCUGGAGGCGGACAGCGGCCCACCGGGCUUGUUUCCUCCCGGCUGCUUUGCUCCUCACAGCGGGGACGAGAGCGGGGAGGAGGAGGAGCUCUCGGUUCUUCCCCGGCACACCAAGGUCAUUGUGACUGGAAACAACCGCACGAAAUCCGUGCUCGUCGGGCUACACGGCAUCGUGAAGAAGGCCGUGGGACUUGGCGGCUGGCAUUGGCUGGUCCUCACGAACGGGGCCGAAGUAAAACUCCAGCGCAAUGCGCUGAGCGUGAUCGAAGCGCCCACUGGACAGGAAGAAGACGACGAUAUCGACAACCCAUUCUCGAAUGAAACAACACCCGAUGAUUUCCCAAGAACAUUCAAGCCCAGAGUCCGGCCCCAAAAGCCCGCGGCGCACGAGAUCACGCGCAUGGCCGAUGAAUCCAAGCGCAGCUCGGAGAGACGGUGCGAAUUCGGCCUCAAGACGUCCCAGUCGCAAUGUGUGCCGGUUGUGGACCUUGGUAAACUCGAUACGGCAGCGCUAAGGAGAUAUCGGCGACACUUCAAGCUCUUUGAUGUAGGCCCGAAUUCCUCGAAAGAACAGCUACUGCAAGCAGUGUCAAGGCACUUCGUGGGACAACAACUGGACGAGCUGCAGGUGAUCACAGGAUUUGUGCAAGCUGCAAAACGGCCGCGAAUGUGAGCUGCGCUGUGCUGCCGCUGCUCCCUGCUGCUAGGCUGCUACCUUCGACGAGAGACGAAGAUUUGCGCGACCAAACUUUUGCCAGGCAUAAAAACUUGUAAGAUAUCUACAACCCUCCCCCGUCCUCUUUUUUCCUCGUUUUUUUUUCUCCUCCGUCCUCCUUUCCUUGUUCUGGUCGUCACUGUCCCAUUCCUAGUAAUUCUCGUAUGGGAGAAACGCUGCUGCCGCUGGCUCUUCUGUCCCCUUGCUUCUCGCUCGCCUCGCCUGAUCGCCUGAUCGCCUUCCCCCCUAUAACUUAUGCUCUUGUUCGCCACGGGGGGUGCUUAACUUCUAACCAAAUGUGUCUAAACUGUACAGAGGUGCCAGAAAAGAAUGAGAAAAAAAAAGAAAUUUCUAAA
Molecule: messenger RNA, 1305 nt
Organism: Selaginella moellendorffii
Lineage: Eukaryota; Viridiplantae; Streptophyta; Lycopodiopsida; Selaginellales; Selaginellaceae
Exons: 7
Coding region: 233-907 (224 amino acids)
Biological process (GO): regulation of DNA-templated transcription
Cellular component (GO): histone deacetylase complex
Molecular function (GO): transcription coregulator activity; protein binding
Source: RefSeq, a predicted model, not a curated record